This is a messenger RNA of Bombyx mandarina (wild silkworm), 1879 nucleotides long. RefSeq names its product vacuolar fusion protein MON1 homolog (gene Mon1). Gene Ontology annotation, biological process: endosome to lysosome transport via multivesicular body sorting pathway; protein targeting to vacuole. Gene Ontology annotation, cellular component: Mon1-Ccz1 complex. NCBI's taxonomy places the organism in Eukaryota, Metazoa, Arthropoda, Insecta, Lepidoptera, Bombycidae. The record is from RefSeq and is a predicted model, not a curated record.
CCAAAAAACAAAAAUUCGUUUUUUUUGUCAUAACAUAGUUAUAUUAAAAUUAAUGAAAAAGUAUCGUCAUGGCAUCUACAUCCAAUGAUAACGUGCCUCAACAUAUUAUUAUGAAUGCUCCAGAAAAUGCUUCUGAUGAACUUGAACCGGGUGCAUGUCAUGAUAGCAUACUAAACCCCACUGAUUCUUUUGAAGAGUUUGCAUCGGAGAUGAGUUCCAGCCUAAGAGAGACCUGCUUGACUACUAAAAGCAGUACUAUAAGUGAAAUACAAAGUGAAAUCUUGGAAACUGCUGAAGACCCUAAACUGAAAGCAGCGAAAUCAAGUGAUGAUUUACAAACAAAAGAUGGAUCAAUGUCAGCUUCAGCCAGCAAUUCGAACUUAAUUGAGGAGAAUGGAGAUGAUACAGAUGAUGAUCAAGACUAUCUACAGUCACCAGAACUUGUUAAUAAAGAGAAACAUGUGUUCAUACUUAGCACUGCAGGAAAACCUAUUUAUUCAAGAUAUGGCAACGAAGACAAGUUAGCUGGCCUGUGUGGUGUUAUCCAAGCUCUUGUCAGCGUAAUAGAAGAACAGAACCAGGAUAUAUUGAGGUUCAUCAACACGAAAGAUUGUAAAGCAGUAUUCCUUGUUAAGGGACCCCUAAUACUGGUUGCUGUUUCGAAAUCCAAUGAAAGUGAAACCCAAUUAGUUUUGCAGUUGACAUAUGCAUUCAAUCAAAUUGUUUCGCUGUUAACACUAACCCAACUGAAUAGAAUAUUUGAGCAGAGAAGGAACUAUGAUCUGAGAAGGCUACUGGCCGGAGCUGAAAGAUUGAUUGAUCAUUUGCUUGUGUUUAUGGAGAAGGAUCCUGCCUUUUUACUAGGUGCAGUCCGAUGCCUUCCUUUACCAGAAAAAGCCAGAGAGAAUAUCACUAAUGCAAUAACAACUACAUGCCACAAGAUUCGUGAUCUCGUUUUCGCUAUAAUGAUAGCUGGGAAUCAACUGAUAACAUUAGUGAGAAUGAAAAAAUACACCCUGCACCCUUCGGAUAUACAUUUGCUUUUCAAUUUAAUAAGGAGUUCGGAGUCAUUCAAAACGGCCGAGAGCUGGACGCCAAUAUGCCUUCCCAAGUUUGAUGCAACGGGCUUCCUGCACGGCCACGUGUCUUACAUAUCAGAGGACUGCCAGGCCUGUCUACUUCUACUGACCGUACAAAGGGAUGCAUUUACAACUUUAUCCCAAGCCAAACAUACAAUAGCCGAGAAAAUGAGACGGGCAAACUGUUUAGUUGCCAUUAACAAUGCUUUAAACCGUAACGAAGAAUUGUCCACAACGAAACCCCUCAAGCACAUCGGCAUACCGGAAAUAAGGCAUUUCAUGUAUAAAUGUAAAUCAACAGCGCAGUUGUUCUCGUCGGAUCCGAUUAGUUUAGAUCGAUUACAAGAUUAUCGAUUAAGGCACAAAGAAGGGGGCGAUAUAGUCGAUAAGAAAAUAACAAAGUUGUCGGAUAUCGAUUACGUUAGAAACUAUCGGAAGUUUUGUAAUCAGAUACAUUGUGUCGCGACGCCUGCUAAGCUUAUAUUCAGAUCGAGUUCACAAGACACAAUAUUGUCUUGGGUGACAAACGGUUUCGAAUUGUACGUGACGUUCGAUCCGCUUAUGGAGAAGGAUCACGCGAUCAAGGCCGUCGACCGACUCCUCAGGUGGAUAAAGAAAGAAGAGGAGAGGAUAUUCAUAAUGAACGCUCCGACCUUCUAGCCGAAGUCUUUCUUCAGCGGCAUCCUGAGGUCCGGCAGCAGAAACUCCAGCACCGAGGACUCUUUGGCCACUGAGGACGUGUUAUAAAUAAAUUAUCGCAUACCCGCAAGACACAUAGGUAUUUAAAAAAAAAUGAUUCA